ACCUCCACCCAGCCAACGCGACGAGGAAAAAGAAGGUACAAAAAAAGGCGAGAAAAUCAUCGUCCACUUCGUCUGUCGGACGACGCGCCGGUGUCGGCUGUAAAUAUCUUUCGUUCGUCGAGGUUUCUCUGGAUUCGGUUCCUCUCCUGGGUUCGGCUUUUUCAUGAAUUCCUAGGCGGGAUUCGAUUUUGAAGCUUGAUGAUCUAUGGGACAAUAAUGGAGGCUCGCCCGAUUCAGAGGUCUGGUCCGAAACAGCUCGGUGACAUUUCACGCACAUCCUCGAUACCAUCUGGACCGAACCCUUCAGAAGAGAUUUACUCGAAAUCUGAAAACACUCAAAGGGUAUCACCAGAACAAGAUUUUAUGGCAAUGCCUUUGGGGCAAACUUAUCGUUUGCUUUCUGCAAAUGGUGGAGCAGUUGGCCAUAUAUUUUCUUCGUCAUCGGGUUAUUCAAGUGAUCUCCAUCAUUCGUCUUUGACAUCACACGAGAAACUUGCAGGAAACAGCAAUGGGCCUCUCGUUUCUCAGACAUCGAGUAACAACAGUUCUUGGUGCCCAGAUUCAGUCCAAGGGUUUCUUGAUUUUCCCGCUAACUCACCUAUUCAGAACAGCCAAUUGGAGAGCAGUAGCAUCAUGGUAUCUGAUGACAUUAACAAACGAAGCGACUGGCCAGAGUGGGCUGACAACUUGAUCACGGACGAUGAUGCUCUAAUGUCUACUGACUGGAAUGACCUUCUGGUUGACACCAGUUCCAAUUCAGAUUCAAAGAAAUUGUCUACCCAACUUCAGAUCCAGCAAACCCAGGUUGUUCAGAAGAACCCUUCUCCAUCUGUGGAACUUCGACCUGUGGUUAGCACAGCAUCCUCAAACAGCAACAACAACAACAGUAACAACAACAACAAUAACAGUAAUGCAUCGUCUAAGCCACGCAUGCGUUGGACACCAGAACUUCACGAGGCUUUUGUUGAGGCUGUCAACCAGCUUGGUGGCAGUGAAAGAGCUACGCCUAAGGGUGUGCUGAAACUUAUGAAAGUCCAAGGCUUGACUAUAUAUCACGUGAAAAGCCAUCUGCAGAAAUAUAGGACUGCACGAUAUAGGCCAGAAGAACCAUCAGAAGGUUCUUCUGAGAAGAAGUUGACACCUCUUGAACAGAUUUCAUCUCUUGAUUUCAAAACUGGCAUUGAUAUAACUGAGGCUCUGAGACUUCAGAUGGAUGUUCAGAAGCGGCUCCACGAACAGCUUGAGAUUCAAAGAAACCUGCAGCUCCAGAUAGAAGAACAGGGGAAGUACUUGCAGAAGAUGUUUGAGAAACAAAAAUCGUGUCUUGGGAUGUUGAAGGGCUCAUCAUCAUCGCCCAAUCCAGAGAACAUCACACCAGAUUCUCCCACCAUAUCUGAACACACAACCGAUACAGAGAAAACUCCUGAAGCUUCAGAAAAGAGAAAAGAACGCGAAACAGAUGGCACGGGAUCACCACAGCCAAAGCGUCCUAGAAACCAUGAAUGAACAGAAACUCUCUAUGAUAUAAAGAAAAGGGGCUGCGAGUUUUUAACAGACAGAGAUGGAGCUUCUCUCCUCAGUUGUGAACAAUUCUUCUGAUGGAAAACCCUCAGGUGUUGUGCAGAGAACGUCAAGUAGUAAAAUAAGAACAAUAUUGAGAAAGUUCUUCAUCUCUGGAUGUAAUCUCAAUGCUAUACUUCUCUCUAGUUUAUGGAGAUGUAGAUUCUAAAUUUUGGCUUUGAUUUGUAACGUUUUUCUCCUUGGAAAUUUUCUCUAGUUUACAUUUAUCUGAACA
Molecule: messenger RNA, 1795 nt
Organism: Tarenaya hassleriana
Lineage: Eukaryota; Viridiplantae; Streptophyta; Magnoliopsida; Brassicales; Cleomaceae
Product: protein PHOSPHATE STARVATION RESPONSE 1-like
Exons: 8
Coding region: 199-1506 (435 amino acids)
Molecular function (GO): DNA-binding transcription factor activity; DNA binding
Source: RefSeq, a predicted model, not a curated record